Molecule: messenger RNA, 667 nt
Organism: Agrilus planipennis (emerald ash borer)
Lineage: Eukaryota; Metazoa; Arthropoda; Insecta; Coleoptera; Buprestidae
Gene: RpL27
Product: 60S ribosomal protein L27
Exons: 3
Coding region: 184-594 (136 amino acids)
Biological process (GO): translation
Cellular component (GO): cytosolic large ribosomal subunit; ribosome
Molecular function (GO): structural constituent of ribosome
Source: RefSeq, a predicted model, not a curated record
AAAUAAAUGAAUAAAUAGAAGCAAGGAAUGUAUAAUAACUAUUAAUUUUUCCACAACUUGUUAUUGAUACAAGAUCACAACAUUUUGAAAUAGGUAUUUUUGCUUAUCGCGGUGAGCGUCGUAAGUAAUAUCGACAAUCCAGCAAGUAACUCUUUUCGAUUAGAAUAAUUGUUGUGCCUCAUCAUGGGCAAAAUAAUGAAAAUAGGUAAAGUCGUACUGGUCUUAAGCGGCCGGUACGCAGGUAGAAAGGCUGUCGUCGUGAAAAACAACGAUGAUGGAACUUCAGAAAAGCCUUAUGGGCAUGCUGUAGUUGCUGGUAUUGAUAGAUACCCCAGAAAAGUUCAUAAACGAAUGGGCAAAGCAAAAAUACACAAGCGUUCUAAAAUUAAGCCAUUUAUUAAGGUAAUCAACUACAAUCACCUAAUGCCCACACGGUACUCCGCUCUUGACUUAACAUCGGACCAAAAAGUCAAUAUUAAAGAUUUUAAAGACCCGAUUAAGCGAAAGAAGAUCAGGUUCCAAAUUCGUGUAAAAUUUGAGGACAGGUACAAGCAGGGCAAAAACAAAUGGUUCUUCCAAAAGUUGAGGUUCUAGUUUAUUGUAUUGUAAUUUAUGACUGUUCAUUUUUUAUUAUAAAUAUAAUUUAAUAAAUAAUGAACCAUUUUUA